Molecule: messenger RNA, 881 nt
Organism: Alternaria alternata
Lineage: Eukaryota; Fungi; Ascomycota; Dothideomycetes; Pleosporales; Pleosporaceae
Product: sorbose reductase SOU1
Exons: 1
Coding region: 51-881 (276 amino acids)
Cellular component (GO): intracellular anatomical structure
Molecular function (GO): oxidoreductase activity, acting on NAD(P)H, oxygen as acceptor
Source: RefSeq, a predicted model, not a curated record
ACCAAUACCCCGUGCUUCUUCAGCAAGUCUUCUUCACCAAAACCGCAAACAUGUCAAUGUCAAUCGAAGAAUGCCAGACGCCUCGCGCUGGCUUCCCCAAGCCUGUCCCCAACACUCCCACAAAUGUCAUGCAACAAUUCAGCAUGGCAGGAAAGACAAUUGUCGUUACCGGCGCUGCUGAAGGAAUUGGUGGAGCCGUCGCCGACGCCAUGGCUGAAGCUGGCGGCAACGUAGCCCUCUGGUACAACUCCAACAGCGCAGCCAUCACACGCGCAGAGACCCUCGCAAAGGAGCACAACGUAAAGACAAAAGCUUACAGCGUAAACCAAAUCGACGCUGCUGCCGUGCAAAAAGCGGUUCAACAGGUCGUCGAGGAUUUCGGCCGCAUCGAUGUUUUUGUCGCAAACGCUGGAACGGGAGACAGCAAACCACUUCUCGACCAGACACUCGAGAGCUACCACAACCUCAUGAAGGUCAACGUCGACGGCCCAGUUUUCUGCGCCAAGUACGCAGGAGAAGUGUUCAAGAAGCAAGGAUUCGGCAACUUGAUUCUCACAAGUUCGAUAUCAGCACACAUCGUCAACGUCCCCGUUGACCAGCCCAUAUACAAUGGCACAAAGGCCUUUGUAUCACAUUUGGGCAAGUCGCUAGCAAGGGAGUGGAGAGAGUUUGCUAGGGUUAACAUUGUGAGCCCGGGAUUCUUUGACACAAAGAUGGGUGCCGGACCACAGGUUAUCAACGAGGGAUUGAGGAUGAUUCCGCUAGGACGGCAGGGAAACGUCAAGGAGAUCAAGGGAUUGUUCUUGUAUCUGGGUAGCGAUGCAUCCAGCUACAUGACUGGUAGCGACUGCAUCAUCGAUGGUGGAUACGUACUGCCAUAA